Molecule: messenger RNA, 820 nt
Organism: Tarenaya hassleriana
Lineage: Eukaryota; Viridiplantae; Streptophyta; Magnoliopsida; Brassicales; Cleomaceae
Exons: 2
Coding region: 78-692 (204 amino acids)
Source: RefSeq, a predicted model, not a curated record
UCUCUCCCUCUCUCCCUCUCUCUCUCUCUCCCACUCUCUCUCUCUCUCUCUCAAUUCAGAAAAGAGAGGAAGAGAACAUGAACACGUACAGAGAAGAAAACUCAGCACAUUGCUACUUCCACCCGAAGGAAGUCUACGUAGGGGUAUGUCCCCUCUGUCUGAACGAGAGGCUUCUGGUGUUGGCUUCAAAGCAGAGCAAACACUCUCCGGCUUCUUCUUCUUCUUCUUCUCCAUCCUCUGCAAGAGGAAACAACCUUAAUCUCAGACGACGAAACCUAAUCACUCUCCCAAAGAUCUUCGCCUUCGGUUCUUUCCUCAAUCGCCGUCACCGGAAAUUCAAUCUCUCCGGCGACCUCGACACCUCCACCAGCCAAGAAGAUUCUUUUAUUUCAAUCAAAUUCGAAGACAAUGGGAAUGCGUCGUGGGAGAAGAACACAGCCUCCGUCGACAAAUGCAGAAACAGCAUGUCGUGGAAUAAGCAUCCACCGGAGGACACAGGCAAGAGCGUGAUUGAGCAUCGCAAGAGCAGGUCGUCGCUGAGGUGGCGCAAGCGGAUUGGUCACCUCUUCCAGCUCAUCAGACUCAGAGGGUCCACCUCUUGCCACGUGGUGUCCAAGGUGGAGGGUGUCAAGGUGAGAAGACAAGGUUGGAUGGUCAGGACCUUAACAAGGAGGAAACCCAACAACAAGUGAAACUAUAUAUUCAUUAUUAUAUCACUUCCUUAAAAUUGUUUUUUUUAAUUUUAUUAUUAAAAAAAUUCUCUAUUGUACUUGUUGCUUAUCUCAUCAAAGAUCUAAACUCGAGAAAAAAAAAUCUACAA